Messenger RNA from Chroicocephalus ridibundus (black-headed gull), 1633 nucleotides. RefSeq names its product transmembrane ascorbate-dependent reductase CYB561. Bases 270 to 1022 code for a protein of 250 amino acids. The transcript has 7 exons. Lineage: Eukaryota; Metazoa; Chordata; Aves; Charadriiformes; Laridae. The record is from RefSeq and is a predicted model, not a curated record. Gene Ontology annotation, molecular function: oxidoreductase activity. Gene Ontology annotation, cellular component: lysosomal membrane.
CAACGCGGUGGCUCAGACACUGUCACCGCUGGGCCUGGCGCAGGCAGCACCACCCGACACCCACAGCAGCUGGCCGGGUGCUCCUCCCCAGGGGCAGCCGCAGCGGGGCCGGGGCAGAGGAGGGACGUUGGCCCCUGGGGCUGGGACGCGCUGGCCCUGGCUGGCGGGGAAGCAGGAGAGGUGGCCGUGCCGGUGGCUCUGAUCCCCAGGCCAGCGGGGAGCAUCGGGGGAUAACCCGGCGCGGAGCGCAACGCGGGUGCAGGCCCGGCAUGGACGGGGCUCCGCCGCCCGCCGGGCUCUCGGCCUACGUGGCCGUGUCGCAGCUGCUGGGGCUGACGCUGUUGGCCACCACGGGCGCCUGGCUGGGCCGCUACCGGGGCGGCGUGGCCUGGCACGGCCACCUCCAGUUCAACGUCCACCCCCUCUGCAUGGUGCUGGGCAUGGUUUUCCUCCAAGGUGACGCUCUCCUGGUCUACCGGGUCUUCAGGCAGGAAGCCAAGCGCUCCACCAAGGCGCUGCACGCGCUGCUGCACGGCCUGGCGCUGCUCAUCGCCCUCGUGGGCAUCGUCGCCGUCUUCGAGUCCCACCGGAGCAAGGGCAUCCCCAACAUGUACAGCCUGCACAGCUGGUGCGGGAUGGCCGCCUUCGUGCUCUACCUCCUGCAGUGGCUCCUGGGCUGCGGUUUCUUCCUGCUCCCCCGCGCCUCCUUCUCGCUGCGCAGCCGGUACAAACCCCAGCACGUCUUCUUUGGCAUCGCCCUCUUUGCCCUCUCCAUCACCACCUGCUUGCUGGGCAUCACCGAGAUGCUCCUCUUCAACAUCAGUGACUCCUACAGCCGCUUUGUGCCUGAGGGCGUCCUGGCCAACACGCUGGGGGUGCUGCUGGUGGCCUUUGGGCUGGUGGUGGGCUACGUGCUGACACGGGACGACUGGAAGCGCCCGCCACUGGCCGAGGAACUGGCCCUCUCCAUGGACUUCAAGACCCUGACGGAGGGUGAGAGCCCCGGCGGCAGCAGCCAGUGAUGUCCCCAGCUCCCCUGUCCCCGGCACGGGCACCUCGUGGUGUCUGUGGAAUGUCCCUGUCUACCUCGUCCCCAGUGUCUUGGGGCUCUGACCGGCUCAGGGUGACGAGGACAGCUGGGGAAGGACACGCUUGUUGGUGUAUCGCUGCCCAUUGGGUUCAGCCUUGCUUGGCCUUAAUCCUUCUCAGUUCUGUCCCACGCAGCCCCCGGUGACCCCCCGAGCCUGACCCCAGCCCCAUGGGGACAGCGGUGCCACAGGCAGGGGCAGGGGCUGGCAGCAUCGCUGGGGCACGAAGGACGGGGGUCCCUGGGCUCUGCCCUGCUCUGGGGGCCGGGGGGUGGGAGCCCAGAUUUCUCCACUGAGAGCGGCCAAAGCCCAUGGCCCAUUCCCAGCGCCCACGGGCAGAGGGGAUAGUUGCCAUCACCCAGAUUUCCCACUCUCCGGCAGCCCAUUGGCCCCCAGCCCAGCCGCGCGUGGGGGCUGCUCUCCCCACAGAGCUCCCCAGGGGCUCGGAGCGACCCGGCAGCUGUGUGGGUUCAGCAUCUUCACGUCCGAAAUGUUUUCCCCUGUCGUACGAUGUGUUGUCUGCUCAGUGGAUGCUCCUGACCCAA